Messenger RNA from Amphimedon queenslandica, 957 nucleotides. Its product is annotated as adhesion G protein-coupled receptor L2-like. The record is from RefSeq and is a predicted model, not a curated record. Bases 155 to 772 code for a protein of 205 amino acids. Lineage: Eukaryota; Metazoa; Porifera; Demospongiae; Haplosclerida; Niphatidae. The transcript has 3 exons.
UCCAGUUUUUGUUGUGCUGUUCUGCUUUUCUCCAGACUACAAAAACUACAUCAGUGAUCCUCCAAAUUUUUGUCGUGCCUUCAAAGCACCAUUUUAUAUUGGUGUAGUGGUUCCAUUUGUUCUAAUUUAUCUGUUUGAUUGGAUCAUUUUUGUCAUGAUAAUAGUCUCUCUUUCACGUAAAACACUUUCAUUAAAACUGAAUAAUGUUAAAACGAAAAAGGAAUCAAGAAUUUUGAAGCAGCAGUUGAUGAUAGCAAUCACUCUCUCCAUCCUUUUUGGUUUAGGCUGGGGACUUGGACUGCUUGUCACUGAGGACAUUUAUACCAGCAAAACUGUCCAUGAUGUAUUUUCUUCAAUUUUUGUUUUCUUGACUGGAUUCCAUGGUCUUUUUCUUUUUGUGAUAUACUGUCUACGUUCUAAAGAGGUUCGAUUUGUUUGGAAAAACGUUUUGUUCUGUAAAAAAGGCACUACUACAAUGAUGUCUCAUAAUCUGGCAGUCUCAUUAAAGAAGGAUCAAACUUGUAAAUUUGAAGAAGGCAGCCAGAUGAGACUAUACAAUUACACCAAAAAGAACGAACCAAGAAAAAAGGAAUUAAAUAAAAGUGAAGAGCAUAUUGAUUUGAACUGCAUCUCACAUGAUGAUGGACAAGCCACUUUAAGGUUUUAUACUAAAAAGUACCAAGAUCAAUUUGAAACUGAAGUAACAUCCAAAGUGGAUAGCGAAAGUCAAGAACCCCAAUAUUCUGUUUGUAAUCUUGAUAAUGAUGAUUAAAGAAUCCACUCCUGCAAAGUGGAUUAAGAACAUUUCUAAGCAAUAAAAUAAGGAAUGCACAGAAACUAAAUAUAUUAAAUUUUUUAUGUUCCAUAAUAUACAGUGAUGUAAUCAUUGAUGAUUUUUGUAGCUAAAGUUUUAUGUUGUUUUAAUUACUGAGUGAAGAAAAUGACUAGAUAUUACUU